Amphimedon queenslandica is the source of this 5161-nucleotide messenger RNA. Its product is annotated as filamin-A-like. The transcript has 5 exons. The record is from RefSeq and is a predicted model, not a curated record. Gene Ontology annotation, biological process: actin cytoskeleton organization. Gene Ontology annotation, molecular function: actin filament binding. Lineage: Eukaryota; Metazoa; Porifera; Demospongiae; Haplosclerida; Niphatidae. The coding region runs from base 1 to 4989 and encodes 1662 amino acids.
AUGGCUGCCAAGAAUAAGGAUGCGCAGAUACUGAAGAAGGUCUUCACCAAUUGGUUCAACGACCGCCUCAGAGGGAAUCUCAAGGUCGCCAAGCAUUCAGUGAAUGACUUACAGCACGACCUGACGGACGGGCUGUUGCUCAUUUUGCUCCUGGAGAACUUAGCAAAGCCUCGCAAAGUGGGCAAGUACAAUAAGAAACCGGUUUCAAAGAUACAGUGUAUGGAGAAUCUGUCUCUUGUAUUUAAGUUUAUCAAAGCUGAAAACAUCAAACUUGUAAAUAUAGGUCCUGAGGAUAUCUACGGCUGCAAUUUGAAGCUCAUUCUUGGCCUGAUAUGGACUCUUAUUGGUCACUUCCAGAUACGCUCCAGUGGGCGUGGUCUCUCUACCAAGCAAGCCAUGAAGGAGUGGCUCCACACUCAGAUCCCUGACUACAAUAUUCAGAACUUCACUACCGAUUGGAACGAUGGACGAGCAGUUUGUGGGCUAGUCGAUCGCUUGAAGCCCGGCCUCUGUCCGAACCACGCCUCCCUGAGUCCUAAAAAUGGUCUGGAAAACUGUCAACUUGGUAUGACGCUUGCUGAGGAUAAUUUUGAAAUACCAAAGAUCCUAGACCCAGAAGAUCUCAAUAAUCCUGACGUUGAUGAUUUAAGCGUCAUGACUUACGUCUCUUAUUUUUUUGUUCCCGCCAGCGAGAUACUCCUCUCCUGGAUACAAGCAAUAAUACCUCAACAAGGUAUAACAAACCUCUCCACUGACUGGAACAACGGUAUUAAUCUAGCAGCGCUAAUGGAGGCUUGUCACCCCGGCCUUAUUCCAUCAUGGAAGGACCUCGACCCACACAAGGCUAAAGAUAAUCUUGAUACCUGCAUUAAGCUUGCCAGGAGUCGACUAGACAUAGUCUGUCCUGUUGGUCCAGAUGAACUCUCCGAUCCUAAGGUGGACGAGAUUAUUGUUGCUACUUAUUUGAGUCGUUUUAAGUACUCCAAGUUGCAGACUGCAGCCGAUGAGCUCACAAUGGGUGAGCCUGAUUUUACUGAGACUGGAGUUGGGGUUCUUAAGGAGCAGAUUGAGAUACCAAUUGAUCUCGGGGCUAGUCCUGAACUGGUCAUUGGACAGUUGGCUUUGAAGGCAGCAGGUCCCACAGCUGAGGCUGUUGUUACUCUUGAAGGAACACACAAAGCUAAGGCAAAGUUCAUUCCCCUUGAAGCAGGUCCCUACACUGUCUCCUGUCACCUCAACGAUGAAGAAAUAAACAAGAGUCCAUUGCAAGUUAUUGUCAUUGAUCCAUCAGAAUGGACAAUGACUGAAGACCCUCCUCAAUACCUCCAUGUUAACAAACCACAUGAGAUUGUGGUGAAGGGUAGAGCUUAUGGAAGCUCUCCUUUUAUUGAUGUUGAUGUCACUAAUCCUGAUGGCUUCCCUUCUGCCUCUGUAACAGACUCCAUACUAAUAGAAGACCCAGACACUGCAGCCAUUACUCUGCUACCAACAGCUACUGGUAGAACUGAUGUGAGCAUAACUGUAGCUGGUAAGGAUAUAAAGAAAACACCAUUCACCGUCUUUGUCUGUGAUCCUGAUAAAUGCAAAGUGUCUGGGAUUGAUGGGGUUGUGCUGACUGGAAAACCAGUCUCUUUCAGUGUUUAUGCAAGUGAUGUGAAGCCAGAGGCAAGAGUAACUCUACCUAAUGGAGAUACUAAAAUACUGGAAGAAGGAAAGAGAAAAGGAGAUGACGUAGGCGAGGAAGGCAAAGGGGGUGAAGAGGAAGAGAAAGGAGAAGGAGAAAGAAAAGGGUACAAAAGUGAAAGAGAGGGAGAUCAUGCUGAAGAGGAAGGAGAAGAAGAUGGCAUAGGUUAUACUAAUGUUGAUGAUGCUGAAGAUGAAGAUAGCAGCAGCAGAACUGGAGAAGAAAGAAAUGAAGGAGAUGAAGGGAUAGAUGGAGAAGAAGGGAUAGAUGACGAAAGGAAAGAAAUGAAAGAUUUGGGAAAUGGUAGUGACCGUAGUGAUGAUGAAAGAGCUGAUAUUGAAGAGAUAAUAAUUGAGGAUGGAGAAGGUUUAGAGUCAGAUGUUGGAGCUAAAAAGAGAAUGAAAAAAAAGGAGAGGCCAUUUCAAGGAAACAGAGGGAAGAAUAAAGAAAAGAAAAAAGGAGAGAAAAGAGCCAAGAAAUUUGACAACAAAUACAGAGUGACCUUUGUACCUACUGACUCAGGUGAGCAUGCACUAGAGGUGUUAAUGGGAGGUGCCCCAGUCCCUGGUAAUCCCUUUACAGUACCUGUACUGGAUACUGCAGAGUGGAAAGUUAUUACUGAUGUGCCAAAGCAUCUUCAAUUGGGAAAGAAGUUAGAUAUAGAGCUGAAAGGUCCCAGUAUUGGUAAUCCUGAAGUUGAGUUUAGUAUCAGCAAUGCAUUGGGUGAUGAUGAUGAUGAUGAUGAUGUUAUUGCUGCUAAAACUGUCAAACAAAACAAAGCAGGGGCUUACACACUAACUGUGACUCCGUUAAAAUUGGGACAGGUCAAAGGUCAAAUCAACGUAGCAGAGAGGGAGGUAUCAGCCUUUGACUUGGUGAUAGUUGAUCCCACUAAAGUCACAAUGGUUGAUUGGGAUGAUUCAGAGUCUUUUGUUAACGAGCCUAUUACCUUUACUCUUAAUGCAACUGGAGCAGGGGAUGAAAAACCUCUCGUUACAGCUAAAGGUCCGAUACUAGAGUACUCACCAGAAGCAAGAGACAACAGGGACGGUACUUACACCUUCAGCUUCACACCAACAGAACCUGGUCCUAUCGAAGUAGUCACCACUCUAGCUGGUUUUAUCACCCCAGGGAGUCCUUUUCAUAAACCAAUAGCUACAAUAGCAGAUCCUAAUCUCUGCUCAGCCAAAGGUCCAGGGCUGGAGAAAGCAAUGACUGGUAGACCAGCUAGAUUUGGUAUCAUCACACCAGAGACUGGCCUCCUAGCUAAGCGCUCUGACUCACUGACUGUUGAUAUUGUCAGUGCCGAUAAGACACUGAGGGUUGAGUCCAAAAUUGAGGAUUUGAAUAACAAGACUUAUGGCGUUACCUAUACUGUUCCUGUUGAGGGGGAGUACCUCAUUACUGUCAAGUUUUAUGGUAAACCAAUCCCAGGCUGUGACUUCAAAGUCACAGCCUUCCCUGCUCCUGACGCAUCCAAAUGCCGUGUUUAUGGACCAGCCAUGCAUCCAAAUGCACUCCAUUUCCGUGGACGACCUCUUGAACUCUUUGUUGAUACGAAGAACGCUGGAUAUGGGGAGCUCCAGGCAGUUGUUCAAGGACCAAAGAAAACAAGCCCAAAGAUCUUUAUAGCUGAUGACAAUGAUGGUAUCUACUCCUUAAAGAUAGAAACUAAACUCUCUGGCUGGCACAGGAUCAAUAUCUGGUGGGGGCAGGUCCACAUUCCACUCUCUCCCAUUGACAUUAAGGUCCGGACUGAACCGGAUUAUACUAAAGUGAGAGCUUAUGGUCCUGGACUCUCGCCUCAGAUUGAAGCAAGGAAAGAGGCUGAGUUCUUCAUUGAGACUGAUGAUGCAGGUAUUGGUACGCUCACAGUUGUAUUGCAUGGAGUCAAAGAUGCUUUUAAAGUUGAUGUGGCACCUAUUGACCCUGAUGCUCCUCGUCGAUUGAAAGGAACAUAUUUCCCAAGAGAAGGCGGUGACUAUGAGGUCACAAUUAAAUGGGAUGACUUUGACGUCCCCGGCAGUCCAUUUAAAGUCCAUGUGAUUGAUCAUGAAGAGGAGAGACGUAGGGAAAUGGAGGAGAGAGAGCUGAAGAAAGAGCUGGAGAGAGAGAAAAAGGAAAAGGAGAGAAAGAAGAAACUAAUGAAGAGAAGUAGUUCCCAGCAGUUGAUGAUAAUGGCUGGUAUGGGGGCACCCCCAGUUUCUCAACAAGGGUUACCUGGUGCAGGACCAACCCAGGUCAUUAGUCCUACCUAUAUGACUGGCAGUGGUGGGCCUAAAGCUUUGAAGAGAAGUAGCAGCAAUCCAACACUGCUAGGAAUGAUGGGAGAAGAGGCUGGAGCCACUACUAAAAGAACUGUUCAACACAUCCAUCAACGUAGACAGCUCGUAAAGAGAGACUCUUCUUUCAUUUUAGAUGAUGAGGCCUCACAGAAGGCAGCAGGUAGGAGAGUUGGGCCUGGGGGGAGAAUGCUAAAGAAAGGAGAAACUUUAGCAGUAAUGAGUGCUGCUGAGUUCAGCAAGAAGGAUGAGACAAAGAAGAAAGGAAUGUUACAAAGAGCAAGGACAGCUCUGUCUUUUAAAGACACUUCCAAUGACUCAUUUCUAGAUAAAGAUUUCAGGAAAGAGGAGCCAAAGAAGAAAGGGGGAUUACUAAAAAGAGCUACAGACAUGUCUUUAAAAGAUGUACCUGAUGCUCGAACUCUAGACACUGAUUUCAGCAGAGAAGUGACAAAGAAAAAGAGAGGGAAACUGCUAAGAGCAAGGACGGACAUGUCUGUGAAAGACAUACCUGACAUACCUGAACUAGAUAAAUCUUCUUCGUCUACGCCUUCUUCUAUGCGGUCAUUUGCAAAACCAGGAUUCCUUUCGCAACCUCCGAAAUUUGAUGACAAACAGAAACCAAAGAAAAAACUACAAAAGUCGAUGACUUCAACAAGUAUUGAAGCUGCUAUGGCAAGGAAUGCUGGCAUGCUUGGAGAUGAGACGCCCAUUGGAAAGAAAAUGGCAGCAGAUUGGUCUAAACUUUAUAAAAUUUCAGAAGAUGAUGGUCCUGCAGCUACUGCUGCCACACCUCCAAGACAAAAAGAGAAGAAAGUUGUAUUUACUGGCGAUGAGGGCCAGGGUGGUACUAAGAAAGCUGGAGCUAAGGCUGGAGGUUUUUAUAGUUUCGAAGGUGAGGAUGGCAUCCCUACAGAACUACCUGUUAAGUAUAGCCCAGUGUAUGUUGCUACUGGUGAGAUGCCUUUGCUGGAGGAGGAUGAGGGAAAGAAGAAGAGGAAAAAGAAGUCAAAAAGGAUUUGAAACAGUGGAAGCACACCAAAAACAAGAUAUAAAAUUAAUGCAUAGUUUUAUAUUAAUUAUCAAUAAUUGUUGUACUGUUAUGUUGUACCAUUACUAAUAAUUGUGUUGUAUUAUUAUUAUUACAGUAAUUGUGUUGCAUUGUUAUUAAGAAACCUCACUUUAAUUGUAAAAA